AUGUCGCAUUCACACGACGGAGUCAGCCACUCCCACUCUCACGAGGGCGUCUCAGCUGUAGAGCACGGCCACUCGCACGAGAUCCUCGAUGGGCCCGGCAGCUAUCUGGGCAGAGAAAUGCCCAUCGUCGAGGGCCGCGACUGGAACGAACGGGCCUUCACAGUCGGCAUUGGAGGGCCUGUCGGGUCCGGCAAGACAGCCCUCAUGCUCGCCCUGUGCCUCGCCCUGCGCGACCGCCUCUCCCUCGCCGCCGUCACCAACGACAUAUUUACGCGCGAGGACGCCGAGUUCCUCACGCGCCACGCCGCUCUGCCCCCGAGCCGCAUCCGUGCCAUCGAGACGGGCGGCUGCCCCCACGCCGCCGUCCGCGAGGACAUCAGCGCCAACCUCGCCGCCCUCGAGGACCUGCACCGCGCCUUCUCGACCGACCUGCUGCUCAUAGAGUCCGGCGGCGACAACCUGGCCGCCAAUUACAGCCGUGAGCUCGCCGACUUUAUCAUCUACGUCAUCGACGUGAGCGGCGGCGACAAGGUGCCGCGCAAGGGCGGACCCGGUAUCACCCAGAGCGACUUGCUCGUCGUCAACAAGACCGACCUGGCCGAGGCCGUCGGUGCCGACCUCGGCGUAAUGGAGAGGGAUGCGCGCAAGAUGCGCGAGGGCGGCCCUACCGUGUUUGCACAGGUCAAGAAGAACGUUGCCGUCGAUCACAUUGUCAACCUGAUCCUGAGCGCUUGGAAAGCAAGUGGCGCCGAGGAGGUAUGCAAGGCCCGUGGCGGGCCGAGGGCGACGGAGGGGCUGGAAGAGCUCAGACCUGGAACGACCAACUGA
Molecule: messenger RNA, 828 nt
Organism: Thyridium curvatum
Lineage: Eukaryota; Fungi; Ascomycota; Sordariomycetes; Thyridiales; Thyridiaceae
Exons: 2
Coding region: 1-828 (275 amino acids)
Molecular function (GO): GTPase activity; nickel cation binding
Source: RefSeq, a predicted model, not a curated record